This is a messenger RNA of Neodiprion fabricii, 4919 nucleotides long. RefSeq lists its product as uncharacterized. The record is from RefSeq and is a predicted model, not a curated record. Gene Ontology annotation, cellular component: nucleus. The transcript is spliced from 4 exons. Bases 563 to 3595 code for a protein of 1010 amino acids. Gene Ontology annotation, molecular function: zinc ion binding. NCBI's taxonomy places the organism in Eukaryota, Metazoa, Arthropoda, Insecta, Hymenoptera, Diprionidae.
AAACAUCGGACACGACAUUGAUGCCAUGCCGGUGAAAACGGGUUUUCGGAGUACUGGACGCGUCCAUUUUGGUUCUAGUGUGUAAUUUUAUAGGAUUAACAGAUAGCGUAACCUGCAUAACUUAUGGAUUCCAGUUUAUUUGUUGGCUUUCUGAAAUGUUGACGAGUUUUUAUCGUCAAACGAAAUAACUUCAGUGAUAACGUGCUUACCACAGUCUCGUUGCGCGUUGGUAAAAUAUCGUGAAUAACAAAUCCUUUGGUGUGACCUAAUCGUCCGCGUUCAUUCAUUGCGAAAACGUUAAUCGUUGUAAGGUGAAUUUUGCCGCGUUCUUUGCCGACCGUAAACAGUAUUGAUAAUAAAAAAGUACUGAAUAAAAUCGAAAUACAGAUUAAGGUAAGGGCUCAUGUAUAAAUACAAUGUGGGAUCGUGACGAAUAAAAAAAUGAUCGUUGAAUUUUUUCAAUCAAUCGACUUAAAGUAACAGCGUCCGAGAACGCUAAUACUUUUCAAAAAUUGUGCCAUAAUCGCGAACGAUCGCGGACACCUUUCAUUUACAUCGCAACAUGACAGACUCCAAUUACUGUUGUCUGUGCGCAAGCGACGAGGGAAUAUUCCUGGACAUAUUUAAGGCCACCCAUCGACAGCUAGGGAACAGAUCCCUCCUCAAGGAACUUGAAACGUGCUUGUCCGUCAAGGUUGACAGAAAGGGGACGCUAUCGUCGAAAAUUUGUCACAAGUGUGCAAUUGAAUUGGGCGAAUGUCACCAGUUUGUUGAAACUUAUAACGAAGCAUCUAAAGCUGCUAAGGUUAAGAAGACUGUGGCAAAGAAAUCCUGCUGCCUGUGUUUCACUGGUGUCAAAAACAAGUAUUUGUUCCAACUUGCCAAAGAUUUCCAGUCCAAAAUCGACCCUAUUCAGAAGAUAUAUGAAUGCUUUCAUAAAUCGAUAACUCGGGAAGAGUCUGAAGGUCUAUUGAUAUGCCUCUUCUGCCGCUACAACUUGGACAUCUUAUACGACUUGAAGAAAUUGGCUCGAGAAGUGAGGUCUAAAUUAGAGAAAAUAACUGAGUGUAAAGCUGUUGUAGCUAGUUUACCAAAGACAGAGACGUUUGUGGUGAGUCGUAAGACAACCAUCCAUUCUGCGGCUAAACUUCACUAUACUUCUGACUCGGAUAGUGAGUACAACAAAAUGGCUCCCAAACAGUUGCGCGCAAAAAGGCUUAAGAACUCCAAGCACCCUCAGCAAUUAAAGUUCCGUACCUGCGGUCAAUGUCAAACCUUAAUAGAAGAUGGUAUCGAUAUGUACAGAUUACACAGAACGGGCCUCACAGUGUGUAAAGCGUGCUGGAUAACAAUGGAUCCAAUAAGUACGACGACAGGUAAUAAACGUAAGCCAAACACUCAGACUGAAUCUAAAAACACUAGACUUUGUGCAGUGUUUGUCAAGGAUGUGCUGAGUGCAGCCUCGUCGAAAGAUAAUGGAUCAUAUAAUGUUGAAAAAGAUGAAAAAGGAGGCGCAAUUUAUGUUAUAUCUGAUGAUAGUGGCAACGAGAUACCAGAUACUAAAGCUGCCAGAAAAACCCGGCAAAAACGAGGUAUUGAUGAUAUUAAGUCGGAAGCAGAACCGUUAACAACUUCGUGGUCACGAACGAAGCGAAACGCUAAGCAGGAGGAAGCUGACAGCGACAGUAGAUCAAAUAAGAGAUUAAAAUCCGUACAAAAUACAAUGGUGACCAUUCCGUUGGAGAAGGAGAAGUUAAGGAGAAGUACCCGUCUCCAAAGUUCUGAUUCUGAGGGUAUCACUCUACAGGACAACUGCAACGAUAUCUUUGAAGCAAAAAAAAUUAAAACCGAAGAAAAAUUGAAUAAUCUUCAUGUUAAGAAUAAGUCCAGUAAGGUUAAAUCGCCUGGCAAUAGUAAGAAACUGAAGACUCGUCAUGCGGAGUCUAAAAGUGAGGACCCACCUUCUGAGGCUGAAACAGAAGCUGGGAAAGAACUGAGAAAGGUACGCAACAAAGUUCCGUUGAUUUCAGAGUCCGCAUUACCAGCCAGUCCAAAAAUCAGAAACCUUCCCAUACGCGCCAAACAAAGAUCAGCUAGCCCUGGAUCGAGACAAGAUGUAAAAAACAUUGAAUGCAGUAAAUCGAGUGACGAAUCAAUCGCCAAUCGACGUUUGCCUUUGAAAGUCAAAGCUUCUCCUAAACAACCUAAAAAAUUGAUGAUGGUUAGCUUUCCCUUCAAACUCAAAAAUCCAUAUGUAUGCAAAGUUUGCAAAACAGAAUAUAAAAAUAAAGUGAUUGGAAUGAAGCACGAAUUGACACAUUUCAAGCAGGUAGAAAUUAAAGUAGAGAAGCUGAAUAUCGAUAAUCAUUUUCAGACGCUCAAUGAAAAUUCGGAGAUGAAAGAAAUCGCCCAAGAGUCCUCUGACGUUACCUGUUUGCUAGAUCUGCCUGAGGUGAAUGAAAAACUUCUCGAUCCGGAAAUACCUACUUCAGCUGGUGAUGCGGAACAGACUAAAGAAGCUGAGUGUAACACAGAUAAUACAGAAAUUGUUCGUCGUGAUUUACCGUCACAGUUGUUACUAGGCAACAACAAAUCUGAGGAAUUUGAGAGCACUAGAGAGAUUGAUAGUGUUAACACGUUGAAUAGGCCACUCUCAGAAGAGUCGACUUCAGUUAUUAUUAAUUCACUAAAUGUUACCACAGAGGUUAUUGCGCAAGAUUCAGAUCUGGGUAGUGACAAUCGGUCCGAAAAUAAUCAAAUGCCAGAAACCAAGGCAGAUGAAAUUCAUUCCGGACCAAAUUUGCUCACGGAAUCAAAUUGUGACGAUGAUAACGAUUCUACGGAAGAAAUAUCAAAUAAAAAAUUGGAUGAAAGUUUGUCUGCAGAAUUACCGAAGGAACUUGAGCAAACUAUCACAAAUACCGAAGAAACAAACCUUGUAGAGCAUACGAAUGAUGAGGAUGUCAUAGUGACUGCUGCACCAUCGAAUGAGAGCUGUGAAGUCGUAGAAAAAGUUCCAGGGUUAGGUAACAAUGAAGAAACCGAUGUGCGUAGUCUUAUCGCAGACACGGAAAACUUGUUGGAAGACUUCAAUGAGCACACAAAGAAGCUAGAAGAUGAAACCAAGAACAAAAACGAUGUUUUGGCCAUAAAUGAUGCGAAUCAUGUUGAUGGGGAGCUAAUAGAAAUGAACGACAGUAAAGAAAUUAUUGAUGACCAACUAGAUGUAGUGACCACCACAAAAAUUGGUACUGUAGAUAAGGACCUUGACACGAAAAACGAAUCAAUAAACCCAAGCUUGGAAGGUAAUGAACAAAGCAUGACAGACAACGUCCCUCAAGAAUCGAUGAGCGAGUCUCCUCAAGAUAUUGAAGAACCCAACAACGGAAGCAAUAACCAUGCGUUAUCUACAGUUACUGAAAUCCUGCAGGAAGUUAUCGAUCUUGCAACUGCAGAGGUACAAAAGCGAGGUGAAAAAGACCUAAUAUCGGAACCUGAAACAUUGGAAAGCAUUUCGAAAGAGAUAGAGAAGAGCACAGAUGAAAUAUCAACAAGCUGUUUGGUCGAGGCACAAGAAAAGUUAGUCUCUGAGUGACUUGGAAAUGAUAUACUUCCAUUGGAUAUAUAUAUUUAACUGUGAAUCCAAUAACGAAUUAUAUCUGCUGUCACUACGAGUGUUUGAACUAUCGCAGUUUAAGUUCUUAGUGUACAGGUAUAUUUCUAUUAAAAUUCGACGACAUUAUUCGAAAUUACUCGACCACGAUAAUGCGUCAUCUCUCUUAAUAGAUUUCAGUCAUUGCUGCAGUUACGGGUAAAAUUGUGAAAUAAAUUGAGUAAAUAGUAAUUGUACGAUAAAUGAUUGAGUAGGAUUGGAAGAAUUUUGCGGUAGAAGAAUAUGCAAGAUCUACAAUGAAGAUUUAUUUUUAUCAACGUUGAAUGAGAAUUAGUGACUUUCAAAUUGAAUAUCGGUAGUAGCAAUCGUAAUGCUGACAUAAAACUGCGUUGUCUAAAUGGGCAGUGUUGCAUAAACAUUGGUAAUUCACGUGGUCCAGAAACCUUUAUGAAGUACCGUCAAGUAUUGGCUACUGUACUUUGUUGAAAAAAAAUUAGAAAUACACAAGAUUAAAAAAUUGAUGUGUGAUGAAUAAAAGGAAACAUGUAAACAAUUCCUGAUUUCCUUGCGAAAUUAUACAGUUCUUUGUAUUACGUAUGUUUCAGAUUGUUUCCCACCACGCGGUAGCACGGAUAAUAAUAUCGCUAUUGCGAAGGAAAACGAUAUUUUCAAGUUUUAAACAACGUCAUAUCCCGCCAUGGCUGUAAUAGGAAAAUCAACCAAUGCAAACAUGUAUUACUUUUAUUCACGUCAAUAUUUAUUCAGUACGGUGAAAUUUCACGAUUUUAAAUUAAUUUUCCGUCGUGGUAGGUGGAAAACGGAAUUUUACGCCCGCACACGGAUCAUAAAAUCCCGUUUUACGCCUACGUAAGAUGAAAAAUGUUCGCAUCACGGGCGUAACACUUUACACCCUUGAUACGAAAAUAGCAGUUAUAUACCGAUAUACAUGACAUAGCCAAGGCUGCAGCUAAUUGUAAGCGAUAUUCCGCCGUUCAGAAGCGUUUCUUACUUCAAUUAAGUUACCGAUAAAGCGGUAGAUAGUCGUUGACUUGUUUUUGCAUAUACGUUUGUAUUUUAUAUUUGCUUCAGUUUUUUCCCUGGUCCAAUUUCAAAUGAUACUCAUCUAUGUUAAAAAUUACAACUAUUCGUCUAGUUACAUUUUAAAGGUGUGCACAUGUUUUGUACAUAUAUUAUAUGUAUAUUGUGCGUACACAAAAUGCGUAUGCGUAUGAAUACACAGAUUAUACCUACGUAUAUCAUAAGGAUUAAUGUAUCAACAGCUCUAUCUCAUGGUUAUAUAGAGAAG